Molecule: messenger RNA, 1588 nt
Organism: Aspergillus eucalypticola CBS 122712
Lineage: Eukaryota; Fungi; Ascomycota; Eurotiomycetes; Eurotiales; Aspergillaceae
Exons: 4
Coding region: 189-1397 (402 amino acids)
Source: RefSeq, a predicted model, not a curated record
AGUGUUUCCCAGAAUAGUCCUCUACACCGGCGGUGAAAUUCCCUGGUAGAAAGUAGUGUGCACUGUUGAUCUUUUAAAAUAUCGACUCGGAUCUGAAUCGGAAACGGUUCAAUUUCUGCUCUUUUCCCUCUGGUGAACCAGCCAGUUAUCCAGCCCUGGUUGCUCAUUCAUCAUUACAUCAAAUCAAGAUGUCUCAAAAACCCAUCUUCGUGGCUACCCAUCCACGCGCCUGCUCUACGGCCUUUGAACGAGUCUUCAUGACCCGUCGGGAUACCAUCCAGUGUAUCCAUGAGCCGUUUGGUGAUGCCUUCUACUACGGACCUGAACGCCUGUCGGCCAGAUUCGCCGACGACGAACAGGCUCGUCUGGAGAGCGGCUUCAGCCAGUCGACGUUCCAGACCGUCCUGGCUAGAAUCGAGCGCGAAGCUUCUGAGGGCAAGCGCAUUUUCAUGAAGGACAUCAUGCACUACCUCCUCCCGCCAUACGGCAAACCCGCCAGCAUCGCGCCAUCUCUGAACAGAAUCAAGCGUGGCGUGGGCACCGAGUCUAAUGGAGAGACUGCUCCCCUUUCGGCCGUUGGCACCAACGGCCACCACGCCCAGCAGCUGAAUGGCACAAGCCCAGUCCAGAACGGGACCAAGAAUGGGCUGAAUGGCCACGCUGUGCUGGACCACUCCACGCCGGUGAAACCGGCCACCACCCGGGAGCCGUACCCGUAUGACACGGCAGCCGAGCCUGGCAAUCCUACCGUGAUGCCCACGGAGAUCCUCUCCCAGUUCCAUUUUGCCUUUCUCAUCCGCGAUCCCCACCACAGUGUCCCCUCUUACUUCCGCUGCACCAUCCCGCCCCUCGACCAGGUGACUGGCUUCCACAACUAUGAUCCCUCCGAAGCUGGGUACGACGAGUUGCGUCGCACCUUCGACUACCUGCGUAGCAUGCGUCUGGUAGGCCCCCACAUUGCCACGCAGGAGCGUGACGCCGACGACAUCGACAACAAACUCCGACCGGUGACGAACGGCCUUAACGGGUACGAAUCCGGAGCGGAAAUCUGUGUCGUCGACGCCGACGACAUGUUGCAGAAGCCGGCGGCUAUGAUUGAGGCGUUCUGUCGUAGCGUGGGCAUUGAGUAUACCCCUGACAUGCUGUGCUGGGACACCGAGGAAGACCACCAGGUCGCUCGGGAAAAGUUCGAGAAGUGGCGCGGCUUUCACAACGAUGCGAUCGAGUCGAAGGGCCUGGUUGCUAGAGAGCAUCCCCAUGCCGUCAAGACAGAAGAAGAAUGGGACGCCGAAUGGCGCAAGAAAUACGGCCCAGAGGCAGCAGACCUCAUCCGACAGACCGUCGACGCCAACAUGGCCGAUUACUUGUAUCUGAAGCAAUUUGCCAUGCGCGUGUAGGUCGAGUCAGGUCAGGAUAUGACAGGUUGUCCUUACGGGACCGGGGAAGGAGGAAGAAGAAGAAGAAGAGAGACCACCGGACGAAGAACCGGGGGACCGGAUGGAUUUAAAUGAGAAGAGGAGGAAGAAUGAUAUGAAAAGAGGGGUUAAUCCACUCUUUUAACUUCGGAAUGGUAUGUUGGGUGACGAAU